AUGAUAGGAAUCACUAAAGAACUGACUCAGAAAGACAGACUGCUUUCUCUUCCGGUCCCAGGUGCUCCGGGGGCUGCAGGCUUGGGAGCAGAUAAGGCCGAGUCCAAGAACCCCGCCACACACGACCAGUGCCAAAAAUGGCACCGAAAUGGCAUCAAGAAACCAUAGUCACAAAGACGUCAAUCUCCAGGGGUGGACCCCAAGUUCCUGAGAAACAUGAGCUUUGCCAAGAAGCACAACGAGAAGGGCUUGAAGAAGAUGCAGGCCAACAACGUCAAGGCCGUGGGCCCACAUUCCGGGGCUAUCAAGGCCCUCGUAAAGCCCAAGCAAGUCAAGCCAAGAUCCCCAGGGCCAUCAGCUGCAAAGCACAAGAUCUGCCCACAUCGCUGCCCCCAAGCCUGGGAAAUGUGCUCAUGCCGCAUCACCAGGGGCCUGCGGCUCUGCCAGCCAAGGGCCAAUGCCAAGGUUCAAACCAAGCCCCAGGCUGCAGAUGCAGCUGCGGCUCGGGCUCUGGCUCAGGUGCAGGCUCAGGCACCCAAAGGUGCCCAGGCCCCCACGAGAGCUCCAGAGUCGAGGCCCCUGUCUGCCGACGCGAGGAUGGAAGGGCACGUGUGA
Pteronotus mesoamericanus is the source of this 615-nucleotide messenger RNA. Its product is annotated as 60S ribosomal protein L29-like. Gene Ontology annotation, biological process: cytoplasmic translation. Gene Ontology annotation, molecular function: structural constituent of ribosome. Gene Ontology annotation, cellular component: cytosolic large ribosomal subunit; ribosome. Lineage: Eukaryota; Metazoa; Chordata; Mammalia; Chiroptera; Mormoopidae. The record is from RefSeq and is a predicted model, not a curated record.